Molecule: messenger RNA, 4458 nt
Organism: Caenorhabditis sp. 36 PRJEB53466
Lineage: Eukaryota; Metazoa; Nematoda; Chromadorea; Rhabditida; Rhabditidae
Source: the annotation of a GenBank genome assembly
AUGAAAGAUCUGAAUGUUUGCUGUGCAGUUUGGAAUGAUUGUAUUGAAGAGAAGAAGGGAGAGACGUACUGUAACAAGCAAUAUUACGGAUGUAACCAGGUUAGUUGUGUUGGUCCAAUAACCGGAGACGCAGAUAGAAAUAAAUAGUCUUUCGUCAUGAAAUAGGGGUCCUUAGGGCAGGACGUUUCUCAAAACUAUUAGCGGAAGCAACAUAUAAUGUGUGUUUUAACUGUGUUAUAACUUAUAGCUUCUAUGCUUUUUCCAUCUUUUUUUUUCAGAACGUUCUGUCUUCUGCCAGUCCGGCUGACUUCCAGCAAUGUCGGCGCUUCCCGUCUGAAAUGAAAGAUCACAUUGACUACAAUUCUCCUUUGCCCGCCAACUUCAUUCUCCCUGAAAUUUCUCUGAGCGGCAAUGACUCUCCGUUGGUCCGUCAAGUCUACAACAAGUGUCCAGACAAGAGACGAACUUUCUCUUCAUGUCUCCACAAUUAUUUCCAAAAAAGAACGAAUACGAUCCUGAGCGUUUUUGAGCUGCGAAUGUGUAUGGAAAUGAAUUUGGACGGCUUGGAAUGCAAACAGAGCAUCGGCGUCCUUUUGAGUAGUUUCGAGAAAAGUAAAGAGAACUAAUAAUAAGGAGCUUACGCAAAUAAAUACUCGGAAUGUUUCAGAAACGCAGCCGCCCUACGCGAAUCGAAUCAGGAAAGUGGAGGGAAGAGGCUCCUGGAAGUGCGGAAUGAACCAAUUCGACACGUACACAACUCAAAUCGUCGUUGGAAUGGGAUGCCUUUGGCUUAAAGGUUUUUCGUCUAUCUCACCCUAAAUCAUUUUUGAACUAGCAUUUCAGAAGGAUAUAAUACUUGCUGCAAGCAUCACAGAGAAUGUUAUCAAAAAUAUCGGAACACGGAAAGAUGUAGCAGUUUUUGGGAUGCGUGUAACAAUGUGAGUACCCCCUCUUCGUUUGUACUCUCUUCAAUGCUCAUUGGACAUUCCAGGUGUUGAUCACAAACAGUUCCGAAUCUCUGAACAAUGAAUGUCUUCCAUUCAUGUCAUGGAUAGAAAAUUUUAAAUCUCUGCGCAGUGUCUACUUCUAUUCUCCUGAUGACAGCCCAUGUCUGUCCUUUUCGGAAUCUUCCUUGUGGGCGAACGGAGCAGUUCAACUUUUGCUCCUCGUCGGCUCAAUCACACUCCUUCUCCUUGUCUCUGUUUUCAUUUUCAUUUGGUAUCGGAGAAGAACUGAAAGAGCGUACUAUACUUACGAGGAAAAGAUCCCCGCAGGAGAACUAUUGUAGUUGUACUUGCAUUUAUUUAUAGUUACUGCCAUUCCUUGAACGUCGUCCUUUUUGCUGAUGAUCUUGAUAAUAUAAUAAAAGUGAUCCAUGGUGAAAUAUUGUAAGCCUGAGAGUUGGCAGCGUGCCAAGGACCCGUGACUAACAAACAUUUCAAGGACGAACGUCUCACCUUGCUAUCGCGUCAAUUGUUCCUUUUUCCACUCUUUUCGCGCCCAUCAAUUUCUAAAAACAAUUUAUCAGACGCUCAGUUUGCGCUCUCAACUCUGCAAAACAACGUCACUUCGGUUGAUAUCAUCAUAUUGAUGUUGGGGUCAAUUGAUUAAUGGGCACGACGGAAACGUUGCGAACCGGAGGGUGUCCCAUCCCUUUCUUUCACUCUUUUUCUCAUUCUCUCUCUCUCUCUUUGUGUUUAUAACUCGUGAUUGCCCUCCUCAAUCGAAGUAUUUGCAUGUAUUUGUUUCUCUGCUCUCUUUCUGUUUGCAGAAAAACGUUUGAAAGGUCAUGAAAGUCAGAGGAGCCAGAAUUCAAAAAGUGGUUUAAGGAAUCAAUGAUUAUUGUUUCGGAACUGCAUGUAAUCAAGCUCUUAUAAAAAAAAACCAAAAGACAGCAUACAAUUUUUUGAGCACAUUCAUUUUCACAAUCAAUUCCAAAAUGGCCGUUUGUGCAUAACAUGUUCACACUUUCAACUCUUUGAACACUCGAAGUCAAACCGAGAUCCUAUCAGUCAACACCAUUUCUGUUUUUAUAGUGUACCCUCCAACCCUUUGGAAACAAUGAGUCAUCGGUUCUCUGCGUUUCUCUCUUUCUCUCCGUCCCUCAUCGGUUCAUGAAAUCGCGCUCAGAAAUCAGUUGGCGCCAAUGGUGUAUGACUUUUCAAUUUGUGACACUAUCGGGCAGUUUGAUGUGCAGGUCAAUGUUUUGCAGAAAGUUUUCUUAUUGCUUUCGUUGUGUAAUCAAAAAACAAGCACUUUGAUUACUUAUAAUCGAUUCAUUUUUCAGCGAUGGCACUGUCAUUGGUUUUGCUCGUGGCCAUCUUCAUAUCCACAGGUUUGUUUUUCUUUUUUCAGACCGUUCCUUCGAUCAACCUUUUUACACAAACGUUUUCAGUCUUGGUCUCCUGAUGCCAACGGACAUUUCCCUGAAGGAACUGUACCGUACUUGUCCGAUGCACACAAAAGCAUUGGACUAUUGUCAAUCGAAGAGUGAGGACUGCCACGGACAAAUAAGACCUCUCGAGGAGUGCAAUAAACAAUUUUGUCAAUGUCUUCAGGUACGAUCAGUGUGCCAAAAACGUGUGUGACGGCAUCAUCUAACACAACAAUAUUUCAGGAUGCUGGUCCGAAGACUGGCGAAUCGAGGGGAAUGUGUGAUCAGCAUAUGGACAACUUGUGUUUCGCUGCUUGGAAAUUUGGAGGAGCCUACCGCAAGGAAGUCGUUGAGAAGCAGACAGCUCCUGUGAGAGCAAGAAUCAGGAAGAAUUUAGACCCACUGUCCGAGCCAUUCAUGGUAAUGCAGAAGCAGUGCUUGGUCGAGACGAAGGUUAGACUGGAGGUUAGCAAGUUGAAGAAAAAGCUGAACCUGACGGACGAAGUGUUCGAUUCGAUCUUGGUCAGUUCCGGCAGCAUCAUUUGUAGCCUGAUCCGUUGAAUUGUAGCCUUAUUUGACCAUCCAAGCAGUCGAGUCUUCAAUGCUUCGUUCCAAAGGAUGUCAAACGGCAAAGGUGGCGUUUGAGAAGGCCAUGGAAGCUGGUACGAUUCCUCCUCUCAUCAUUUCAUCUCACUUUUUGUUUCAGUGGACGCAAAAACAACUUCAAACAUGCACAUCCCAUAUGAGUUUUGGUACCCUGGCACAGAGUUUGGCGCAGUGGGAAAAGUCAUCUUUCGAGUUGUCGCAAACGAGGCUUGCGAAAAAGCGGCCUGUAAGUUGAGCAAAUCAUUGCAAGCCGCAGAAAGAAUGAUUUCAGUGGACUUCAAUCACCUGAGUGCCGUUCAUCUGAACUGCUACGACCAGCAACUGCCACGGGAUCAAUGCGAUACUGAUUACUUUGAAAGCAUGCGGGUAUUUGAAUGUAUAUGGGGUAACUGUUCGAAUCAUGAAUUCAGAGGACGUUGUCGACGAUGGACUCGAAGAAAGUGAGCUGCAAGAUGUUCGUAAACGCGAUCGAAUCUGUACUUCCCAUCCGAGCGGAACAAUUCUUCAAAGAAGCUGCCGAAUUCCGUGAGCAUCGUUUCUAUUAUAUAGAAAUUGAGCAUGAAUGUUAGCACUUUCAGAUGGAGAAAGCUCUUCGGCAAGUGUCGGAGGCAAGUUCAAUCGUGGUUUUCAAGGAUUUUUGAAUGGAUCCAUGACAAAGCGAGGUAAAUUUCAUCUUCCAAAUCUCUCCAACCAUUCACAAUCUCAGAUACUAAAAAUGCCAUCUUUGUGCUGGAGGCUUCCGAGAAAUCCUCUCUCCGAAUGCGCGACUACUUCGACUACGUCUCAAAAGAGUGCGGAAAAGUGAGAAGUGAGUCUUACCGUUUGAUCUUUUACUAAGCACAUGUACAGGAUUUGCAGCUGUUGUCUCUUCGUGCGGAUUCAAGUACGAGUACUGCGUGGAGUACGUGAAGAGCGACUGUUCCAUCCAACUGGCGAUCUGUCUCGGGGACAUUGAAGACAUGAGUGACUCGUGUCAGUACGCCAUCGGCAACGUCACCGAAACCAUCUGGCCGACUGUGCAUCAUGUGCAAGCGACUCCCACGAACAUCUUGAGCGGCUCAUUCUCGGCAAACCCAUUCGUAGCUCUCUUUGUGGUCGUGGUGAUGACAUCUAUUGUUGCCGUCACUUUGGUUUUUGUGAGUAUUUCUAUAUCAUUGCAAUCUUACAGUUCGUUCUCAUUACAGGCACUUGUGGCAAACAAACAUCACAAAUCGUCCAAGGAUUUGCCAAUGGCGCAUGUGAACGAGACCGCCAACGAGAUCGCGAAUGGUUCGAAUGAGAAGGGAGAGGCGACAGGGAACAACUCGAACACUUCUGAGAAUCUUCCAGCCGUCUUUGCCGAAGAGGUGCCUCUUCUGGUUCCUUUUCUGAAUGAUCUCAACGAAAUAGCGAAAGAGACGGACGGGAUAAAGAACGAUCCAAACGGAGAGGAAAGCGUUGAGAUGGCUAUUGCAGCUUCCAAACAAAACAACAGGUGA